Molecule: messenger RNA, 709 nt
Organism: Phlebotomus argentipes
Lineage: Eukaryota; Metazoa; Arthropoda; Insecta; Diptera; Psychodidae
Exons: 2
Coding region: 48-602 (184 amino acids)
Source: RefSeq, a predicted model, not a curated record
CACUCAUGCGACUUCAGUUGAUCAUUUUCCAGAUAACUUGAGCCAGAAUGAGGAUCUUACUGAUAUUUGCGUGUGCCUUUGGCGUGUGCUUUAUCGGUGCAUCGCCUGUUGUCUUCCCGGACGAAGAUAAUAAUGGAUACUUUGCUGUUGAGCAAGUGAUCUUCAAUCCUGACACUCUGCAUGUGGCUGAACUUUUGGCUGAAGCCUCCGAGAAUGAGGAGAGUGUGGCUCAUGAGAGUGAAGCAGAGCCGCCAAAGCCAGUUAAUGAUCUUUCAAUUCUGGCCCCGAUAGCCUUCAUUUUGAAGCCAACGACGGAGAAGGCGAAGCUCGUGGAUUCAUCGGAGGAAUCCUCAGAAGAAUCAUCUGAGGAGGUUCAGAAGGAGGCAACAACUGCAGCUCCCCUGGAGAACACUUCAUCAUCUUCAACCACUGCUAAACCUGUCAGCACAAAAGCACCGUGCAAAGAUCAAGAUUCUGGUGAAUCUCCCUGCAAGGAAGUCCCAAAGCCAGUGAUCACUGAGGAUGAGAAGGACGAUCUGAAGGAGAAGGCAGCUGAGGUGGAAGCCGAUCCGGUCAUUCUCACGCCCAGUGUUAAAAAGUAAAGCAACAAGGAGUGUCUUCAUGUGAUGCAAUUCCAUCUCAAAUAUUCUCUCAAUGCUGUGUAAAUAAGGUACUAAAUGGAAAUACAUAAGUUUUAUAACGUGUAUAA